This is a messenger RNA of Mytilus trossulus (common blue mussel), 1199 nucleotides long. RefSeq names its product tax1-binding protein 3 homolog. Gene Ontology annotation, biological process: establishment or maintenance of epithelial cell apical/basal polarity; receptor localization to synapse; cell-cell adhesion. Bases 1 to 507 code for a protein of 168 amino acids. The record is from RefSeq and is a predicted model, not a curated record. Lineage: Eukaryota; Metazoa; Mollusca; Bivalvia; Mytilida; Mytilidae. Gene Ontology annotation, molecular function: protein binding. The transcript has 4 exons. Gene Ontology annotation, cellular component: basolateral plasma membrane; cell junction.
AUGAAAGUUGAACCAGUCGAAGGGCACUUGGUCCUAUUUUUAGAAAAUAAAAACAUGGCUGGUCAUACUGCUGGUGAUCCAUUGGAAUGUUACAGUAUUCCAUUGGUAUUGAAUAAAGAUCCAGAACAAGAUGAGUUAGGUAAUCCUAUAAUGGGAGCUGAUGGCAAACCUAAAUAUAGAUGUGGAUUUAGAAUUGGUGGAGGAAUAGACCAAGAUAAUUCAAAGAGCCCUCAAGGCUACCCUGAUAAGGGUAUAUAUGUCACUUACAUACAUGACGAAGGACCUGCUGCAAGAUGUGGACUUACUGUUCAUGACAAAAUUUUACAGGUAAAUGGUCAUGACAUGACAGUAGUCACACAUCGUAAGGCUGUGGAGUAUAUUCAGAGGAAACCAGUUUUAAACAUGCUAGUUUACCGGAAAGGUGUUCCAAAUUUACAGACAAAACAACAGCAACCUCAGUUCCAGGCAUAUAAUCAACAAUCCGAUUACCCGAUGCAGUAUCAGUAGUUUCGGUUAUAUUAGGAUCAAAUUAUUUGUUGUAUUUUAAAUAUUUUCAGAUAAUAAUGUUUUCAUCACAGCCAGUAUAGGACUUGCCUUCGUUAAUUCAUUUUUAUCAAACAUAUUCAAAGAUUCAAAAUUGUAUAAAUCACUGCAUACUAAAAAUAUGUGUUCAGCCUCCAAAAAUUCACCAAAUUCUUAUAACAUUUUAUAUUUUUUAACCCAAAAAUUAUUUUAAUUUAGUGGGUAAAAAUUUCUUUUUCAUGGGUAUAGAUGAACUAAGAAAUUAAAGUUAAAUAAAGACAUGAAGGCACAUCAUUUUAUUUAGGAUUAAAUUUCAAACAGCCUACAAAAUUUUCUUGUUGAGUUUGGGUAACAUUGAUAACAAUUAUUGGAACAUGAAACAAAUAUUUGAAUCUCGGUAAAUUUUCAGAUGCAUAUGUUUUCAUUUGUACAUUAGUGUUAAUUUUUUUUGUUACAAAUAAUAAAGAGGUGCUCGUUGUUAAGAUUUUAUUUCAAUGAAUUGUCAUUAGUGUUGAAUUUUGUGUAUUAUAGGUAGUAGAUGUGAAAAUUGAAUCACAUGUUGUUAUGUAUUCUGUCUACUAGAAAUUGUGGUCAUAGAAAAUCAUAGAAAAUAUUGCUAAAAAAAGGUAGUUUUUCAUACUUAAACAUACAACUGAAUUGGCUGUUUCAACUGAAUU